Staurois parvus is the source of this 346-nucleotide messenger RNA. The record is from the annotation of a GenBank genome assembly. NCBI's taxonomy places the organism in Eukaryota, Metazoa, Chordata, Amphibia, Anura, Ranidae.
CUAGGCAUGCAGAUUGCUUCUGCAAACAUUUGUGGGAGAAUGGGUCGCUCUCAGGAGCUCAGUGAAUUCAAGCGUGGUACUGUGAUAGGUUGCCACCUGUGCAAUAAGUCCAUCCGUGAAACUUUCCUUGCUACUAAAUAUUCCACGGUCAACUGUUAGUGGUAUAAUAACAAAGUGGAAGCAACUGGGAACAAGAGGCAUGAACACGCCACCACUGAACUCUAGAGCAGUGGAGAUGUGUUCUCUGGAGUGACGAAUCAUGUUUCUGUCUGGGAAUCCGAUGGAUGUAUCUUGGUUUGGCAGCUGCAAGAACAGUACUUGCCUGUCUGCAUUGUGCCGAGUGUAA